Populus trichocarpa (black cottonwood) is the source of this 1813-nucleotide messenger RNA. Its product is annotated as enolase 2. NCBI's taxonomy places the organism in Eukaryota, Viridiplantae, Streptophyta, Magnoliopsida, Malpighiales, Salicaceae. Gene Ontology annotation, molecular function: phosphopyruvate hydratase activity; magnesium ion binding. Bases 284 to 1621 code for a protein of 445 amino acids. Gene Ontology annotation, cellular component: phosphopyruvate hydratase complex. Gene Ontology annotation, biological process: glycolytic process. The record is from RefSeq and is a predicted model, not a curated record. The transcript is spliced from 16 exons.
UGCUUUGCUUUGCUUUGAAAGAAGUAUGGAAACCAAAUAAUUAAAAAAGAAAAAGAAAAGGAAACGACGUGAUUUCUUGUAGUAGAAAAGAAAUAAACCAAAUCGUGGUGUGUGUUUGGUACUGAGGUUGAGUCUCGUGUGUGUACAAAUACCUGUGUCUCUCUAGUGUUCACUAUCUCCUCUCAAGUCCUAAGUAGCUAAACACUUGUCUCUUGCGCCUCCCCCUCAAAUCUCCCUCUCCCUCUCUCUUUGUCCAGAUCCAAAACCUUAUUUAAUCAAAGCUAUGACGAUUACUAUUGUCUCCGUCAAGGCAAGGCAGAUCUUCGACAGCCGUGGCAAUCCAACCGUCGAGGCUGAUGUGACAACAUCCGAUGGCGUUUUGUCAAGAGCUGCCGUUCCUAGCGGUGCAUCCACUGGCGUUUACGAGGCCCUUGAACUUAGGGAUGGAGGCUCAGAUUAUCUUGGAAAGGGUGUUUCCAAGGCUGUUGGGAAUGUCAAUACAAUUAUUGGGCCUGCAUUGAUUGGCAAGGACCCAACUGAGCAGGUCGCUAUUGAUAACUUGAUGGUUCAACAACUUGAUGGAACUGUAAAUGAGUGGGGCUGGUGCAAACAAAAGCUUGGAGCAAAUGCCAUCUUGGCAGUUUCUCUUGCUGUUUGCAAAGCUGGGGCCCAUGCCAAGGGUAUACCCCUUUAUAAGCACAUUGCCAACCUUGCUGGUAACAAGAACUUGGUGCUGCCAGUUCCUGCUUUCAAUGUCAUCAACGGUGGAUCACAUGCCGGAAAUAAACUUGCUAUGCAGGAGUUCAUGAUUCUUCCAACGGGAGCUUCCUCUUUCAAAGAGGCCAUGAAGAUGGGAGCUGAAGUAUACCAUCAUUUGAAGUCCGUGAUUAAGAAGAAGUACGGUCAGGAUGCAACAAAUGUUGGUGAUGAAGGUGGUUUUGCUCCCAACAUUCAGGAUAACCAGGAAGGACUUGAAUUGCUCAAGACUGCCAUUGCUAAAGCUGGUUACACAGGCAAAGUGGUUAUUGGAAUGGAUGUUGCUGCCUCUGAAUUUUAUGGAGCAGAUAAAACAUAUGACCUUAACUUCAAAGAAGAGAACAAUGAUGGUUCAAAAAAGAUCACAGGUGAUGCUCUCAAGGACCUCUACAAGUCUUUCGUGUCCGAGUACCCUAUUGUAUCGAUUGAAGAUCCAUUUGACCAAGAUGACUGGGAACACUAUGCAAAGUUAACUGCUGAAAUCGGAGAGAAAGUACAAAUUGUGGGAGAUGAUCUCUUGGUCACCAAUCCCAAGAGGGUUGAGAAGGCUAUCAAAGAGAAAGCUUGUAAUGCCCUCCUCCUCAAGGUUAAUCAAAUUGGAUCUGUUACUGAGAGCAUUGAAGCUGUAAAGAUGUCCAAGCAAGCUGGAUGGGGAGUGAUGGCCAGCCACCGCAGUGGUGAAACAGAGGAUACUUUCAUUGCUGAUUUGUCAGUGGGUUUGGCCACGGGCCAAAUAAAGACUGGAGCACCUUGCAGGUCCGAGCGGCUUGCUAAAUAUAACCAGAUCUUGCGAAUUGAGGAAGAGCUUGGCGCAGAAGCGGUCUAUGCCGGAGCAAACUUCAGGAGACCUGUCGAACCCUAUUAGAACCAGAGAAGUACUGAUGAUUCUACUGCUGGAUCUGAGCGUUGUUACUCCGUAUGCAGUGAAUAAGUUAAUGGAGAACGGGUUAUACACCCUGAGACUUUUUAAAAUAAUUUUCUGAAGAGUUUUGUUCUGAGAUUGGAACAGUGUUUUAUCGAGAAGAUUUUUCAAGUGGAAUUACUCUUUUUACCAUAA